AUGGAAAAUAAGAGCAAUCAAGACGACCCGCGUUCAAUAGACUACGGUCUACCGCCGGAUAUUGUUUUGGCGACACUGCCGUAUUUGGAGCCGAGAGACAUUAAGAAUCUCUCCCUAACGAAUAAAUACUUCUAUAAGCUCCUGGAUUACGGGGGCUCGAACACACUUUGGCAUGAGCUGUACCGGAAGGCGUUUGGAUAUACACAGACAAAUGAGGAGCCGUUCAGCAGCAAUGGGGCGGAGGGUCUCAGUACGUGCUCGGAGACGGUUCUGGUGACGGCGUUUCCGGACAUGUCUUGGAUGGAGCGGUACAAGGCACGGGAACGGUGCACGCGGCUGUACACGUGGGGCAGCCAGCAGCACGGGCGUCUGGGGUACACGCUGGGGUGCAACCCGAUGGUUUCUGACGAUGUCUUUGACGGCAGAUGGGGGCACCAGCGCGUCGGCAUAAGCAAGCCCACGCUGGUGCCGUGGUUCACGGAAGCAUGCAGAACAGAUAAUGGAGAGCCGGUCCCGGGUCUGCCAGACGUCGCAGAGAUCGACCAGGACGACCGGACCAUAGUCCAGAUGUCUGCGGGGGGUUUUUCUUUCCAACUGCUCACAAAGUCGGGCAAACUAUAUUUCACUGGAAUUACGUACACCGGCGGGCACCCCGGCCCGGGUCCGAAGAAUGAGCGCGAUUACAACUAUUUCCGGAAUAUAGUUUUGGAAAUUGACCAGAACCGUAUUCCUGAUUUGUUUGCGCGGAACGGCAUGUAUAGACACAGAGUUCACAACGCUUGGAGCGAGCCUGUGCCUCAUGAUGAUUUAUACCGCGCUCUUAAUAAGAUGAAAAAGCGCUGCUUGCAACAUAUCCCUGGCAACAGACAUGUGCAACGGUUACUGGCCCGUGAUUCUUUGAGUUUCUACCACGAGGAGUCCGCUUUCGCUAUGAAAGUAGAUCCCAGUUUAUUUGACAAAGUCAAGUUUGUUUCCGUCACAUCAGGCAGAUCACAUAUACUUGCAUUGGAUGAUAACAAUAACCUAUACUCGUGGGACGGGCCGGACAUAGACUAUGGCGUCAGGAUUGUCUUUGAAGGCCUCCCAGUUCGCAAAACCAACCCGCUGCUAAAGAUAGGCUCGGGAUGGGACUUUAACUGCGUGUAUAUAUAUGCCGUGGGGCUUGUGGUUUGGAGCUCGCGCUCCGCAGUUAAAAAGGGAGACACGUUUGCUAAAGCCAAUUAUAACGUUAUACCGGACACCGCGGACAUCAGCGGCACCAAUCGUAUAUCGGAUUAUGCAUGCUGUGCAAACAACGUGGUUUUCUACAUUACUAACAAUGGGCGCAAACUGUGGAUAUACAGUCAUGGCGUUUCAAAAACCGUUGAUUUGCCAUUUGAUGGACGGUUAACGAAGAUUGAGGCAUCUUGCAUGACACUGGUUUUAUGUACCGAGAAUAGCACAUACACCCUGAAGGUGAAUAAUGGUGAUAUCGUCGAGGACUCAUUCAUGAAGAUGAAUUUGGAACAAGGCCAGAAGUUUAUUGCUGUAUCUGCGGGAGACUACCACAACCUAGCUCUAACCGACAAAGGUGAACUCUACUCCUGGGGGCUGGAGAGUGAUAUCUGUGGCUGUCUUGGGCAGGGAGAUCCCGACGAGGCUGUAGAUACCCGCCAAAUAGCGACGUUUGAGUCUGCUCGGAGCAUACGCGUGCUGCAACCGGCCAAGGUUGAACUACCGGCAAAUUCAGUUUGCGUUGCCAUUACUGCCGGAGGCUGGCAUUCGGCUGCACUUAUAAUGCAGAAUCAGAGUACUUGA
Eremothecium gossypii ATCC 10895 is the source of this 1797-nucleotide messenger RNA. It is a transcript of the gene SAF1, whose product is annotated as SCF ubiquitin ligase complex subunit SAF1. The transcript has a single exon. NCBI's taxonomy places the organism in Eukaryota, Fungi, Ascomycota, Saccharomycetes, Saccharomycetales, Saccharomycetaceae. Bases 1 to 1797 code for a protein of 598 amino acids. The record is from RefSeq and is marked provisional. Gene Ontology annotation, molecular function: guanyl-nucleotide exchange factor activity; protein binding. Gene Ontology annotation, cellular component: cytoplasm.